AUGCCUCCACGACUGCGGUUACGGCCACCGCUCAGCCGCAGCCAUGUCGUGGUGACGACGCCAAGGACGGCCCGGCUGCCACCAGCCUGUCUGUUCUGCUCGGGAGGAAGACGACGUGUGGGUUUUCCAGCAGCAGUCAGCCGAUUUCAGCGCGCCGUCUCAACAGCUGCUGCGGCCGACGGGAUGCCGGCCAGCGUGACACCGGCCCAGGCGCGCGCCAACCUCGAGGCCGCUCUCUGCGAGCUGCAGAAACACGCUGGCGUGCUCACCAACCUGCCACGACUGCAACUGGCCAUCCGUGGCCUGCAGCAGCAGCCAGGCCACGAAACCAUCCGUGUGGCCGUGCUAGGUCUCGCGAACAAAAAUGACAGCAGCCGUGCCGGUCAGACGGCCAAGGAGCUGCUACGACUGGUCCUCGCCGACCCGCUCAAGAGCGAGGAGGUCUGGGAGACCCGCCUGGCCGUCCACGAUGCCCGCCAGCCGCUCGUUGUGCGCGUACAGGGCGGCACGGUCAGGCUCUCACGCGACGGCGAGGCAGCCGAGCUGCUGGUGUCGUCGCCGUCGCUCAAGGACAGCAACAUGGAAUUUCUGGUCAUGGAAUCCAGCCUGGCCAUGCCCACCGCACCCCACGGCUUCGAGGGCCAGACGGAGACGUUUGCAGAGACCGUCCUGGUGCCGACCGUCGACAUUCCCGCCUCAUCGGACGGCCGGUACACGUCGGUAGCCACGCCGGUGCACCAGGCGCUGAUCGUGACGGACGGCAUUCUCGGAGCGGCUGCCGUCGCCAAGAUGCCGUUGCUGGAGAGCAAGGACGAGAUCUUGGCGGUCGUGCAGCUCCGGAACCGCGACGCCGCUGAUCUGGCCGGCUGCUCCUUUGUCACGUACGACGGCCGGUCAUCGGCCCAGGCUAUCGGGCUGUUUCGCGAGAGCGUCGCCAACGCGCUGGCCUACGAGACACGCUGGCGACAGAGUGGCAUGCCGACCAUCAUUGACUGGCUGCGAGCUGGUGCUGCCAACCGCACUGACGGCAGCACGAAGCCACCGGUGCGCCAACUAGUCGCCUCAGUUCUGCGCCACGCCCUGGCCAACAUCCAGGACGCCGAGGCAAAGCAGCUCGCCAAGACAAACGGUCCAGAUGCCGGACAGCUGCCGGCCGGCUCGUUUGCCGCUCUCAACGGCGCCCUUGCCGGCUGGGCCGAAAAAGCACACGCCGAGCUGCAGCAACAGCUGGACCUCGCCUUCUCCAGCCGUCGCUGGCGCAAGCUGGGCUGGUGGAAGCUGUUCUGGCGCGUCGACGACGUCACCAUGCUGUCGGCCGGCCUUGUCGCCCAGCGCUUCCUCCCGGCCGCUGAGCAGGAGAUGGUCUACCUUGCUGGCCGCUUCGAAGAGGCUGCCCGGCUGGCCCAGCCGCCACGCCCAGAUGGCGAGCCGGCCUCGCUCGUCCUGUAUGCAGCGCCCAUCGUGUUGACAAGGUCCGCGGACACGUCGCCGCCGACGCGAUGGCCCACGCACAUCGCCUUCACGCGCCGCUACCUGCUCGACGAGACGGUGCCGGCCCUGCAGGCGCUGGCCCAGAAGCUGGUGCUCCAGACGGCCACCACGUCGGGCAUGACGACGGCCCUGGCCGUGUUGACAUAUCUCUCGUCGCUUGGCUCGUACGAGGCCGGGGCUGUGGCCGCCUUGGGCCUGGUCUGGAGCCUCGGCCGCAUGCAGCGACAGUGGGAGACGGCCCGCGACUUUUGGGAGAGCGAGGUGCGCGAGGAAGGCCGCAAGGCCGUGCGGUCUGUCGAGGCCAGCGCUGCCGACACGCUUGACCGCACGCGCGCAGCGGCAACGGACGAGCAGCAUUGUGACCGCGUCCUGCAGGACCUGCGACAGGCGCGGGAGCUCGUGCGCAAGGCCGAGGAAGCCUUGCAGCAGCUCCAAUAA
Molecule: messenger RNA, 1929 nt
Organism: Grosmannia clavigera kw1407
Lineage: Eukaryota; Fungi; Ascomycota; Sordariomycetes; Ophiostomatales; Ophiostomataceae
Exons: 1
Coding region: 1-1929 (642 amino acids)
Source: RefSeq, a predicted model, not a curated record